AUGAACGGCCGCUGGGGGGAUGGCGCCCCAGUUGGCGCCUCAGUUCCGGCCCCGGUUCCACAAAGACGGCCUGUGUGCGACGAAGCUCGUGCCGCUGCGGCGUGGUUAUGGGUUCAGUCAGAGGUUGCGGGGGUCUUUGAGCGCUUUUCAAGGGAUCUCCAGGCCAUUCACUCUCGGGGCCUUAAUGCGGCGGCAGCACUUGAGAAAGAUGCUGCAGGCAUCCCGGGCAGUAAAGGUGCUCUCCACGACCCUUCGGGCUCGGGGGGGGCGCGAGACGCCUUGAACAGCCUGCUGCUUCUCUGCUCCGAGGCGGGAGCGGAGGCCAAUCGCUUCUCUGCGUCCCUGAGGGCCGGCGUGCUAAAGCCAUUAGAGGAAGCACUUCAGCCCUUAGCCCGCGCGUGGGACGCCUCAAAUCCUCCAUCGGCAGCCACUCACCUGCAAACGGAAUUCAAAGCUGGUGGCGAAGUGCAAAAAGCAGCGAGGAGGCUUCAACUUGCUGAAGAGGAACUCACGAAGGCCGAGGCAAGCUUGCAAGAGCUUCGUUCUCUGUUUGGUGCGGCAGUUAAUUCUUCUUUGGAGCAGAAGGCAAUACAGCGCAUCUCCCGCGCCUCCCGUUUAAAAGUGGCGGCACAAGAAGGACUUCAGCAAGCCCUCGCAGCAGACGCAUCGAAACAUCCUCAAGACCCUUCCUCCAUGGCCUCUCACCCGCUGUCUUCGGUGGAGCUACACGGCAGCGCUCGUCUGCUAAAGGCUGAAGACGGCGGUGCAUGGGCUGAGGCAGGGGGUUUACGAGCAACGGAUCACCAACGCCGGAUUUCUGCUGCUAUGCUGCACUCAAUGAGGGCUGCUAGCAAAGUAAAAGAUGCAAUGGCCUGCACCUUGCCGCUUUUAGCUGUCUCUAGUCUGUCUCUGCUCUUCGCGCAACACUUAUCAAUCGGUGCUUCUCUCGACUCAUCUCUCGAGACCGUUGUCUGUGUUCCCUCCAGCCUGCUGCUGCAGGCGUUCAGAAGUUGGGGUGUAACCUCAUGGCGCUGUUUGGCAGCUCUGACGGCGCAACAGAGAAGCACGGGCUUCGUUCUGCACUAUGUGCGGGACUUGCAGCUGUUCGCCGCUGCUGAAGUUGCAGCGGCAAGCGCCUCAGGCAGUUUCACUGGAGGCGAGGCCGAGCAGGAAACGAUAGCGCAGGGGGCUGCUGAGGAAUUAAUGCAUCGGCUGUACAGACAGGUCAACGGGAACGUCGACAACGCCGAACAACGCACAAACGAAGCGACAUUGAGAAAUUUGCUGCUGCACCAGGAAAAGCAGCUACAGGAGGCAUUGACGGAACGAGACGAACUGCGUCAGCAGAACGAAAGGCUGCAGAAGGAAGCAGAAAACCAGCAGAGGGAAAUCGAUGCGCUGAGGCGACAGCUCAACGCCGGCGCUUCGGUGGGCUUGACGUCACCUCGAAACCCACGACUAAAAGCGCGGAAGCAGGUUACUAUACACCUGGGGGACUCGGAGUACGAGAAUACCUGGAACCCGUCUUCACAACAACAGGCUGCGUACCAGGGGGGGGAGCGGGGGGAGCUGCAAGGGAGGGCUGAAGAGGACCCAUGGGCCUCCGAGACGGCCGUGCAGCUCUCCGCAGUCACCGCAGGCAGUGCCGGGGGGUCCCUCUUGGGGACCCUCGAUGCCAGCCCUCCCUCUGCAGAGUAUUCAAGCACAAAGCAGCCUAUAGAAAUGGUUUGGGUGGAUGUACAGCUGAGAUACGAGGAGUUCUUGCUGUCUCUUCGGUCCCUCCCCCUUUUGAACGCGUGUCCCGGUGUGGCGAAUGAACAGGACAACAGCCAAGGGGCCCAACAGAAGACGCCUGCGUGGCAUUCGGGCAGCGAAGAGGCGUCUUCUGCGCCUUCUCUGUCUUCUGCACAUCUUCGCACUGGGGUUGUUAACAAGGACAGGACGCAAGAUCGCAUGCAGUGGACAGACCCAACGUUCGCUUCCUCCGUGGCAGCGGCGGUGGAGGCCGCAGCAGACGCUACAUUACCGCCCUUCCUGGUCCAGUGCUGCCGCCUUGCAGCAGUUGCUGCUGCUCCCUCUACCCCAGCAAGGCCAGUGCUUCGCUCUAGCGGCGCUAGCCGCAUGUCUGUGCAGCAGCUUCAAGACCAAAUCCUGUCCAGCAGGCGGCAGCAGCAACAGCAGCAGCAGCAGAGGAGUGGAGGCCAAGCAAAUGGACCAUUGGAAUGGAAGGAGUCCGAUUUACAGGUUUUGGCUUACGAGUUGCUGCUGCUUGUAGCGUAUCACUACUCGCAGUACUCAGCCGCUGCGUCGCUCCUUGUGGGCGAGGAGGAGCAGCUUCCCUCGUCUACCCCCGGCCAAGGUUCUCCUGAGGAACAGACUCAAAACACAGCAGCUGCCUCUCGAGUUAGGCGGCCGCGUAAGUCGCUGGCGCGCGCCAUGUCCAUAAAGCUAGGAGCAGCAGCUGUCUACAGCGACGCCGAAGAGCACCAACAGCAGCAACAGCAACAGCAGCAGCAGCAACAGCAACAGCAACAGCAACAACAGACGCCUGCGGGUGUUGAGAUUAGUGCAGCGGUGGACACUGUGCCGCUGCAACAGCCUUGCCAGGGCGCAGCAGCAGCGCAACAACCCGCCCCUCUCCCGCUGCGCAAGCCUCGAAAGUCCUUGGCUCGAGCCAUGUCUCUGAAAUUCGGACCCCAUCAUGAAGACCCUCCAGAGACGCUACAACCACAACAGCAGCAGCAGCAACAAAGUGGGACGGGUGCGUGCAGUGGAAGUGAUCUCCUUAUCCCUUGUCACCCUUUCUCGAUGCCCACAGAGGAAUGGCAGCGGCAGUUUGAAUAUCGGGGUCUCUUAAGGAAUUUUUCUGGGCUUACUUUCAAUGGGUCCCGGCAGCGUGUUCGCGCUGCGCUUCACUGGGUGAAUCCCAGUCCGCUGCUGCAGCAGUCGAACGAGGAAGUGCUGCAGCAGCUGCUGCAGCUAGCUCGUGUAUCAUUUGAACUGCCGAGUUCCAGCAGCAACAAAUUGCUGAGUCUGCUGGCCCCUGUAUCUGACAGCGGGCUCGGCCCUGCAUGCGGCACCAUUCUGCAUCCUUGUGACCUCCGUUAUCGCGUCUUUCGUUUGAUGGAGGCCUGGCGGACUGCUCUCUGUCCCUCAGCUCCACCCUCUAGAGCGUUCCCUCGCAAGCAGCAGCAGCAGGAGCAGCGCCAGCAGCACCGCGGGCGGUUCUUUCACGGCGCCGCUGCAGCAGCCAUAGGCAAGCUAGAUCCCUCUUACGGCGUGAGGGGUGCCCUGCGGAGACGGGCUGGUGAUUCAACAGCUGCUGCUGCUGGUUCUCCCUCUGUCUUCGCCGCAGAAAGCGAAAGAGGAGGGGAGGGUGAGGGAAGGCGCAGCUCACUUAAAGUCUUGGGGGAGCAACACCGAACUUCUACAGCAUUGGGAGGCUCCAACAACCCGCAGCGGCGGCAACUCGCAGGUGACCUGGGACCUCCAGUGCUCCUGCAGCUGCCCCAGCCCAAACGGAGGUCUAAACGGUCCUCGGCCUCGGCGGCAGCGGCACCAGCAUCAACAUCAGCAGCAGUGGCAGCUGCUCAGCACCCAGAAGCAGCAGGAGGGGCAUGCCUGCAGAUGAGGCAGGACCCUGUCUUCCGCUCUUUCAUUGACCGCCAGCUGCAACUGCUGCACGCAGCAGCCCUGUCUCGUUGCGCCCGUCUUUUGAAAUUCUUGCUCCCCCAAGGAGGCAAUACGGCAGGAAUAGCAAGGGCAACAGCAGAAGCAGAGGAUGCAAGGCGGCUCGCGGGCUCUGCUGCUGCAGGGCCUCUGCCUUCAACCCCGUGGCGGCCGAUUGCGAUGCAACAGCUGUAUGCUCGUGAGAAGACCCGCAGCGAUGAGGAGGCCUUUUUGUAUUUUCUUAGGUCUCUGCUGCUGUGUCAGGGAGAGACACCCAACCCCCAAGAGUCUCCUCAAGCACCCGCCUUCCUACUCUAUUCGAAGGAGGAGACAGCUGCGGCGAUUGCUGCAGCGGCGCAGCUUCAGUUGCUGCCUCUGCGUCUGCUGUGCUGCUUCUACCACAUCUUCGCCUACAUAUUCGCGCUACAGCAGCUGCAGCGGCAGCAGCUAUGGGGCGAGGCGGAGGCCUCUGUGAGUAUCGAGGAGGUGUCUAUUCACGUCACCGAUAAUGCAGGCGCCCCAGCAGGAACGGGGGAAGCGGAAGGCCCUCUCGCUUGGGAGGUCCGUACGGAACAGCGGGAAAGAGGAGGCAUGGAGCUGCUUCAGCUGCUGCAGCAUAACAUGUCGCAGGCUGCAGCUCUUGACUCCGCUCUCCGGUGCACGUUGGCUGCCCGAGGAAACAACAACCCCACCUUGAAGCAGCUGGCCAACGGAAAUGUUGCUUCUCCCCCUCCCCAGGCCCCUUCGCUGCCUCCUCAGCGCUUGCGGAGGCAGCAGAGCUUAAAGCCCCUCCGAAAUCUUCUGGAGGUCCCGGAAGUGCGCAGCGACUGUGGAGACACAGCAGAGGAGUCGGACGGCAGCCUCGUCUGGGGAUCUGACGUGGAAGGGGUUAAGGGGACGGGGUAUGGAGGGGGGAACCCCUCCCACGGACAAGGAGAGGGGGCCCCCCCACACCUGGGUCUUCCUGGGGGCGCCCUCCGGUCGGCCUUCCGUAGGCCUACGCUGAAGGCCCUGAGGAGACGAACAGUGCGCACCCUCGAUCCAGACUGUUCUGCUGCCCGCGCUGCUGCUGCUGCUGCUGCUGCUGCUUGCAUGCUGGAAGGGGCUGAGCAGCAGCAGCAGCUCUUGUGCCUGCCUAGGGAGUUUCACCUCAGCGCGUACUGGUGCCUCGACGUCCCUUUGCUGCUGUCUCUGCUGCUGCUGCUGGCCCGCUGCUGCGCCGAUUCCACCGCUGCCAACGGCCUGCAGCUGGGCGCUCCCUCGUUGGUGCAGGGGCUCCUGUUAGUUGCACAUACCUCACAAGUGGGAACGGAUCCCACCUACCCAGCAGCAGAAGAUGCAACCAACAGCGGCAGUAGCAGCAGCUAUGCCUCAUUGCUCUUGCAAGCAUGCAGGGCAGGAAGCGGAUUCCACGGCAUUUCCCUCGACUCCGUUUCUCUUCUUGUUGCUGCAUGCGUAUGGGCCUCCGGCAUUAGGGCCUCUCCUAUCUCACGUCAGCAACAACAACAGCAGCAAGUGACUCCACGACCAUCAGGCCCAUGUGAUUCUGCAGACUUGGUGUUACAGACUGCUGGGUCGGCUCAGUCUGGUGUCUCCGCUUCUGAGAAGCAACAGGCCACACUCCCCACUACACCGCAGCAGCAGCAACAGCAGCAGUUGAUCCAGGAGCUGACUUCUGUCUCUUCUACCUUUGUGGAGCCAUUGCGAGUGGAGGUUGUCUCUUCUGCGUUGGAGUUGCUGAGGGACUUGAACGGAUUUCUCAAAAAGGCGUCGGCUCAGGGGCAAGAAGGGACACCCGAUGAUAUCCAAUGGGCCCUCGGCGGCAACAGGAAAAAAACUGCAGAGCGAAAGCAGGGAGCAGAGUCUUCUGCGUCUGCCGCUGCUGCUCCUGCUGCGCUUGCGGACAACGCGCUUGCCGUGACACUCCCUGCUCCUACCGGUGCUGCUGACCCGCUGUCUCCUCGACUGCCAGGUCGCGCCGUCGUCUCUGGGCAUGCAGCUUUUGGGGCCUUAUUCAAUAAGCAGGAGGUGGCCAGUGAAGGAAUAAACCCCGCCGCUGCAGGAGAUGACAAAGGGGGAGGCAGCAACUCGGAGAUGCUGGAGAUGGCGCCCCGCGUGCGAGGUGAACGUCUGCUGCUGCGUCUCCGUGGGCCGCUGCUGCUACUGCAGCAGGAGGAGGGAGAGGGAGGCAUCAAGACAGAGCCACAGCCCACCUUCAGUAGUGUGUUGAUGAACAGGCGGUGGCUGGGGGCAGACUGGUGGGUCAGUCAGCGCGAAGGAGACGGAGACACUAGCCAGAGAGCGCUCCGAAGGAGCGAGUGGGCCUCGUGCUGCUACGGGUUGUCUGCUCUGCUGCCGUCACGGGUGGAGCUGCAGGAGCAGGAGAUUGCUGCGCUGCAGCUGCUGGGGUCGGGAUUUCUUCUUCAGCUGCAGGAGCAGCUUCAGGACUACAGAAGACAUUUUGAACCACAGGCUCUUUCAGUGGCACUUGCACUCUAUAUAAGCCUCGUGCAACGACUGCUCUUGCUUCCGUCUGUUCAGCAGAAGCAGCACCAGCAGCGGCACGAUUGGAAGAAGGGGAAUGGCAUUUCUUUCUCUGAGAUGGGGCCAGGAUUUCUUGGGAUAAGUACCGCGGCAUUUAAUGAGUGGCUGAGAAGGACGCGGGAUUCGCUUCAGAUUUCGGUCGAUUCCGGUUUUGAAUUUGUUGGAGGCCAACAGAACGUAGAGGAGGGAGGUUCUGCAUGUCUAAAGGCGGCGGACGGAGACACCUCAGAGGACAACGUUUGGGUGUGGGGCCUUCCGAAGGUGCUGAGAGGCCCCUCUGGUUUGCAUGAUAUGCUGCGUUGUUUCAUUUACCGUUCCCUCUCUGCUGCUGCUGGACGCUUGUUGGGGCAGCCGGUGGCGGCGCUGUUGCAGCUGGCGAGAGGAGAGGACAACAGACGAGGGAGCUUAGAGGAGACAACAGAGACACAGCAAAGGGCCCUUACCUCCUCGAAAUCUGACGAAGAGGCAGAGAUAGAAACGGAUACAGAGACAGAGACAGAGACAGAUCGCGUGUUGUGUUCGUUGGCUCAAGGCAUCCGCAACCUCUACACCCACGUGCAGUCCGAGCUGCUGCUCUACGCCCCCGUCUUUGCUCCGCUGCUGCCGCUGCAGGGGGAGCAGCCGCUGCUGGUGUUAGCUGCUGCUAAGGCGGUGUUGCUGUCUGUCUUGCCUCUUGUCUCUCGCUGCGCCGAUCAGGCCGCUGCAGACCCCGAAAGAAAGGGAAUGCCGGCCAAAGGAGGCCAGGAACUCCUAGCAGCCCUCAGCGCGUUCGAUCGCCUGGCAGACGAAGUUUGUUUUGGGGGCGUUUUGUGCGUCUCCUUUCCGAACGAUUCGCCUUCCCAGCAUCAGGGUCUGUUGUCAGUGGUGGCCCCUCGCCUGUUCGCUUCCUUUUCGUUGCAUCUCAGCGGACUGACAGAUUUGCUGUCGCAGGCUUUCCUGAGAGACGUCUACCUCCCAGCCAACCCACCCCACGCUGUCUACAGUGAGAAGGCCAUAGACGGCUGGUGCUGCAUUUAUGGGGUGGUGGAAGCGGCUCUUGACUCCUCAUUGCCCCUCCCCUGGCUGAUUCCUCGUUUGCUACAGUUUCUUUCCGAGUUGCUGGCUGCUCUGUGUCGGAGUCUGACGGACCCCUGCGUCUCCCAAAGCGAAGGCCCUGGGGAGUGGGGGGGCCGGCCGCUGCUGCCGCUGCUGGCACUGCGGCAGCUGCAGCAGAACUACUUUAAAGGACUGCUGGAGGUCAGCGGGAGGAACGCCGCUGUCGCCGCCUCUCCCUUCGUUGCGCACUUCCUAGCGCUGCAGCGCACAGCAGAAGAACGCACUCGGAAACAACGCAGGAAGUCCAAGGGCUGGAGAGGCCGUAUGACGCAGCUUGUUGGGGGAUGGGAGGAGGAGAAGCUGGCGCAGGGUUUGGCGCGGGCAGGCUCAGCGUACCUCUCAGGAGUAGAGGACGACAACAGCGGGGACAGCUCUGACCCGCAUGAAGGGGCCCCUGAGCAGGCCAGAGGGGCCCCUAGAGGCCUCCCAUCUCGGCAUGUUGAGGAGGAUAAAGGCCGUUCUCGUUCGGUCUUUCGUCUCCUCUUCGGACAAAGUGACAGCAGGGAGUCUUCUGCAGCGCGUGGAGGGGCCCCAGGCCGCGGCGAGGGCAAGGGAGCGGGCGGCGGGGGGCCCCCUGUCGGGGUUGGCCGUGUGCUUGGUUCGGGUGUGGAAAGGCUUUCGCCUGCUGUGUGCCAGCUGCUUUCCGCUGUAGAUGCCCUGACAGAGUGGGAGGCGGCGCGGCAGAAGGCAGUUUUAAGUGGGGGACAGCGGCCCACCAGCGGCUUGCAGCGGUGGUUGGUGAGGCUGCACAUUGCUGCGCUGUAUCUCCAGCGACUGCCUGGCUUGCGAGAGAAGCUGUUGAGAGAACUGCAAAAGAAGAUCCUCUUCCGCUCCCCACGAGAUAUGGAGGUGCUGCAGCAGCUGCGGACGUUGCAGGGAAGAGGUGGCGCAGACGGGAGCAACGCAGCAGCAGCAGCAGGGAAGCAACAAAUCGACUUGCUGCUGCGGCGGCGGCAGGAGGAGCUUGCAGAGCUCAGCGCAGCUGUAGAUGAAGCGAUCGAAGGACUCAUGCCGUACUGCAACAGAGAGUGCACGCAUAACUGUUUGCGCCUUCAGACAGUAGAGGACUUCUUCUGUGCAGCUCCAUUGGAGUGGCAAGACGAACUGGCGUCAGCUGUGCUGCGCUGUCUGGCGGAGGCCUGGUGUCUGUUGCUGGCGGACUGGGGCUAUGGGGGUCACUUCUACGAGGGGAAGGAGUUGGAAGUGUUGGAGGGGGAUCUCGACUCUCUCCGUCAAUACGUAAAUGACAACGAAAUAUCUCUUGAGGAUGAUGGGGACACGUUUGAUCGCUUGAAUGACUUCUUAGUGAUGCUCGAUGCCGACGGCCGCUGUCUUGCUGCUGCGGAGCACUUGGCACGGCAGCAGCAGCAGGAGCCGUCACAGCAGCAGGAGAUGUCCGCACUGGAGGAGCGGCAGGAAUGCGCACGGGGCAUGCAGCAGGGCUUGCUGCCUCAGCUGAAGCAACAGGAGAAGCCAACAGCACCCCUAGACGAGGGCGGGGGUUGA
Messenger RNA from Eimeria acervulina, 8814 nucleotides. RefSeq lists its product as hypothetical. The record is from RefSeq and is a predicted model, not a curated record. Lineage: Eukaryota; Apicomplexa; Conoidasida; Eucoccidiorida; Eimeriidae. The transcript is spliced from 15 exons. The coding region runs from base 1 to 8814 and encodes 2937 amino acids.